This is a messenger RNA of Amoebophrya sp. A120, 5584 nucleotides long. Lineage: Eukaryota; Dinophyceae; Syndiniales; Amoebophryaceae. The record is from the annotation of a GenBank genome assembly.
AUGAAUCUGUUACUGUUCUGGCACAGUGAGAUCACCAAGGAGGAGGUGAAGGGGCAUAAUAUGUACACGGUGGAAAUCGACCCCACAGAUUACAGGUACUUACUGCUUUUGCGAAGAUUGCAUGAGGAACAAUUUUGGACAUGAUUUAAUUAUGUACGUACAAGUAGAUGCUUUCAUACUGCUCUGCAUGGCAGGAUGACAGAUGAACAAGUGGGAUGUCGUACAACCUCAAUAUGAAGCAAGAAAUGCAAAAUCGAAAAAUCAAGAAAAACAUUAAAAAAAACACACAUCCAGGUUUACCCACAUUUUCGAAGUCCUAAACCUUUCUGGCUUCGUCGACCAGGUGGUGAAAGUUGGCAUUGUCAACGGCAACACGGGGCUCGGCGAGGUCGAGUGGAUCACGUACCCAAGGAAUGACUUGCUCCGUCAGAAACUGGAAACGGGCGACGUGAAGUACCCCGUUUGCCUCCACGUCACCUCCGUGAGCCCGGAGGAGCUGCAGCCCCAGGAAAAAAUCCAACCCGGGGAAGAGGAGAUUGACGCAAAGCAGUUGUUGAGCACAAGGGGAAUCGGACGGGAGCAGGACGAUGAUAGUUAUCUGCCCUAUGUGUUGGAAAACCGAAAAACGCUGAUCUGCAAGCGGGUCGGCCCCAGCUACGGUCGCCGGGAGCCGCAGUUCGAUCUGGACGGGUUUCUCGCGGCCAAAUCGGAACAGGACGGGGAGCCGCCAAACAAGAGGUCAAGGUCCAACAGCCUGGCCAGUAAUACCCCGCAGAUGUCACCCGUGAAAUACUCGGGGGACAAGAAGCUCGUGCACUUUAUCCAGAGGUACUAGCCAUAGCCGCUAUGUUCCUCUUUGAGUUUUUUGCUUUUACUUUUGUUUUGAUGUUCACUUGGUAAUGUUAGCCAGUGCCAGUGACAUCAGUUUCAAUAGCCAUCGAUCUACUUGUGAGCGAAUGCAUUAAUAGUUACUUGCGCCACAUCUACAUCAGGCGACAAUUCCGUUUGUUAUUUGAAAAUCAAUUUUCCCCAUCUAAAAUCCACUACAGACUCCGUGUCAAGCUGAAAUUCACGCCCGAGCAGCUGUACCAGGGCCAUGAAAUGCAGCUUACGCGAAAAACCUUCUUUAUGGAGCUGUCAGGUUUGAAAUCGUCAAAGUUGAAAUAGUUUGCCAUGCAUAAAAUGCAACGCAGAAAGUGUCUGUCUUGCAGAGUAGGCAAGGGGGGCAGAUUGUAAGCCUGUUUUGAGGUAGAAAUAAAGCUGCUGAAGUAGCAUGACAAAAGGCGACUUCCUUACCCAAACAGCACGACAGACUGGAUUUCGGAUCUACCCAAAUUUGUCAUGCGCCACUUGGCAACGGGGUUGCAACUUUCAUCCAUUUUCUGCAUUACAAGUUAUUUCAACUUUGUCGAUUUCAAUCCUGACACAUCCAUAUUCUUUACCCGCGGCGAACUCGCCCUGGGCCACACCGGUCGUUAGCAUACAGAAGGGUGAAUUUCCAGUGAACAAUUUGUAUUGCGUGGCAUGAUGCAUGGAUUAAUCUUCAGGUGCAUGCGAAGAACUAGAACACGAGGACAACAUACAAGAAGCCAGCGCGCCGCGUUGAUGGGCUGCUUGGCUGGUGGCGCUUCCCUCCUGUGGACGCUUGCCGCUUGUUGCCCAAAGAGGCGCACCUGGUGGACUGCGAAGCAACGCAGGUGGCUUAGGGCGGUCUUACAACACGACGCUGCAUGAUCCGCAGACUCGAUAGUGGCGGAUCGACCGGGACGAGGGCUAUGCCUGUAAAGGGGGUCAAAGGUACUAGCUCAACAUGUCAAAAUAGAGAAGUCGCGUCACGGGUUGUGGCUGCCUCGGCUUGGAUAUCUGGAGACAGGUUGCUACGGAUGCUAGCAUCGCCUGCUUUGCUUUGUAAGUAACCUCCUCCCAGCUGUGUUCCUGCCUCAUCUUGGUCGGUUCCUCUAGUAGUCUUCUUUGACGUGACCCCCAGGUCAGGAAUUCUCUUGGUGAAUUUUGAGGCUUUGUCUUUUUGCGAAACUUUUUUGAAGCCCCAAACUCGGAGUCUCUCACGCGCUAGCGAAUUUUGAACAGGCACCGGAACCCAAAAUUCACCGGCGCCCUUUUCAAAAUUCACCCGAAAAUUCACCGAGCGCCCCUUUUCGACCGUGAUAAGCAAACUUUGGCGCAGAAAAGUGCUCAAAAAUGUGCACAGGUAGGCCCUGGGGAGUGGGGCCGAGGGGAAAAGACAAGCGCCCUCUGUUGCCCUCAGCCCGUCUAUAUUCUGCCGAAAAGGCCUGGGGAGUUCACGCGCCUGCCGGGUAGAGGCGUCAAAGCUCUCGGCCUGGUCCUUUCACUCGUUUUUUUGCGCCUUCUUCCCUAAUUGCAUGUGCUUCGCAGCCUUUCUUUUUAGCGUCUUUGCCGCGGCUGCUGCAGUGCUCUAUGCGAGCACAGGGAGACGAAUAGACAUGGCCAAAGAACGGCACCCAGGCCAUGCCUAGAAGCUGCCCGCCGCAUAAUAAAUUAAGCCUUGACUUCUGCGGUGUGCAGAACCCACUUCCCAGAAGGGCAAGAGGGAUAAUGCCCCGGCGGACUCAUCUGCAAUCUGUCAUGCAAAAUUCACUACAAAUUCGCCACUUCUCAUGCUAACGGGUGUUAAAGCUGUAACUUCUUUACCCGCGGCGAACUCGCCCUGGGCCACACCGCCCCGGCACCGCAUAUCCUGAGUAAAAACGUACCCACACCAGAGUUGUAAUGCAGAUUUGCAAAGACAGCAAGACUUGUAAUGCGCAUCCGCAUGAGAGCCAUUUCCAAUCGUGAUGUGGGAUUUGUGAUGCUGUGAACAGGAUGAGCAGAUGAAUCUGUGAUGCGGCUGCACUUGCUAACCUGCACUACACUGCAGAGCGCAAUUUGUCAUGCGUGACUCACAAAGCUCCUAGGUUUGUGUUGCAAAAUCCCCAUCCUGACUCUGGUGUGGGUACGUUUUUACUCAGGAUACCGCAGCCAAUUUUGUCACCCUCGCAGAUUGCGCUCGGAUCUCCCGAAAUGCCACUCUCGCCGCUGAUGCGACAGACGCAGGUGAAGGAGAGGAAAGAGGGCAUCAACUACGUUUUCUUCAAGGUAUAGGGAUCAGUACAACUUUUUUUUGUGCGGCUAGUAAUGCGCAUCCGUCUCCUGCCAUCUAAGGCGUAAGCGGAGCGCACGCUGCAUUUAUAUGACUUUUUUCAACUACCAAGGAAUGUGACCACCCAGGCAGGACGAGCGUAAGCUAGUGUCAUGUUGAUCAUCGCAAACCAAUCUUUGUCUUUAUGCAACGAAACCCCACAACAGGGCGCCGCGCUCCCGAAGCUUCCGGACGGCGUGACAGAGGACAACGACCCGCUCCGGACUCGUCUCUUCUACGUGGAAGACCCCAUCCUUUCCGGCGACCUCUCCGGCAACGACGGGCCGAGCAAUCUCGUGAGCAGCGAGGCCAGCGGAGACGACGGCAAGCAGCUCCCCGGCCUGGGCAAGAUCUACGUGAAUGAGAAGGGGGAGAAGAUCUACCCGGACGUUCCCGAGAACACGAAGAUCCAGGUGCAGUCGAAAAAGGGCGAGGAAACGACCCGCGUCGUGAUUCCCGGCACGCCCGAGCUGACCGCCGUCCCCGGCGGCAAGAAGGGCAAGGGGGCGAGCCCACACAUUUUGAAGCCCCCACCCGCGAAAUUGUCCAAGCCCGUGCCGAAGGCCGAGGCGAUGGCGGCGAGCAAGAGGGAAACUUCCGGCAGUCCGGAGCCCAACAAGGAACGAAAAUCUGGGCGAAAAUCCUCCAUGCGACUCGGGAAAGCGCCGUUGUGGGACGUGCACCCGAAUAUCGACGUGAUUCUCUGCUGUCCACGACCAAAAACGCUGGACAAAAUCUUCGCGCAACUCGCAAACUUCGGCGUCAGGCGAAUUUUUGUCGUGGGCGCCGCGAAGAAGGUAUUGGGUGGUUCUUUAUGUAUAGCAAGUACAUCAUCUGCAUCUGUAUGUGAUGUCCAGUAGCUGUGUAUACUUGUUCAUCGAUCCCAGUCAUACACUGCGUAUCGCUUCCAGCACCUCGUUUCGACGAGGAAAGCUAUCAUGGUCCUCAUCAUUUUUUCAUGCUCGAGAAUAGAACAAGUUUAAGAUGAAAUUCAAAUUAUCCAAACCGAUUCCUCCAUCACAACAGGUCGAGCCGUCCUAUUUCAGCAACACGAAAAAACUGUCCCCCGAGAACAUCGAAAGAGCGCUUCUCGAGGGUCUGUCCCAGUCCGCGUAUUACACCCGGAUGCCGAUGGUCCGGGUGUUGCCGAAACUCAGCAUCACGGAAUUGUUGAAGUCCGGGUUCGGCAUCAACAGCAAGAUCUCACCCAAGAUCGAGAAGAACCGCGGCCCGGAGCUCCCGCCGGACCCGACGGACAAGUCGACGCAACUCACCUUCGCGAACCACGAGGAAGCUUUCAGCGACGUGAUGACCAGUGCCCAGAUGGAGGAAACGACGAUGUUCGCAGUUCGGGGGAAGACUUGUGCGAACAACUACCAGUACGGGAGUCUCAACCUAGUCGCGCACCCGUCCUCCACUUCCAGGAAAAUCUCCGACAUCAUCUGCGACGACACCUACGCCGCGUUUCGGGGCGGGUUCUUGGGGAAAAGAGCCUACAACCGCAUUGUGCUCUGCAUCGGACCGGAGGGCGGCUGGACGGACCACGAGCUGGAACACGAAUUAACCGCGUUCGAACAGGUGUCGCUCGGGCCCCGGGUCUUGAAGACGUCGGACGCCACGCAAAGUGUGUUGACCUUGCUGUACGAAGAGCUCGGGAUCUAGAGGGUUGGUGACAUGAUCUUCAUCACGACCAUCACGAGGACGAGCCAUUCGACAUGCAGGGUUCUGCACUGAUUUCUCAAGCGACACAAAAAUAGGAUUUUUUAUAGCGACUUUAUCUUUAUUCGAGUUUACAGACCAAUAGCAAUAGCAAAGUAGUAGUUCAGACAGAGACAGCUCUGUCACUAUUCACUACAGUUUAUUCCAGAAUUUUCAAAGAAAUCUUUUACAGACACAGUUUUCAUCAUCCUAGCAAUAGCAAUAGCUUAGUUGCUACCACUCAGAGGCGACAAACAAAAACAUAACGGUUAGCACUUCUAAACUUGUAGUUUAUCGUUGUAGCGACAACUAUCACAAUUACCUAUCUUUAGAAUUCAGUAUAUGCACGACAAUCAAGUACGAGUUUGAAUUUGAGCGGAGGUGUAGCUUUUGGCAUACGACUAGCACGAUUUAGUUGUAGCAGUAGCGCAGAAGGAGCAAGACGCAUUUGCUGUUCGAGGUGAUAAGUUAAGACAACUUCACUUCAUUUGUACACCAUUCGGCGACUACGACUACGAGAAAGAGGCCUGUUGCGCUUUGUACCGAAAAGGAGGGUCGUGCUAGAUGUAUGAUUCACAAAACGUUCAAACCUGUACCUACUAUUGAAGAUUUGAAAUGUACAUUCUUGCGUAGAAGUUUUCCCGGGCUGCCAAGGGUCCAGCCUCUUCCUACUUUUGCCCUCUUCUACUUUUUCCUCUUUAUUGCCUACUCCAACCAGGUAGAGCUAGC